AUGUCAACCAACAUCAAGCAACCACGACGACCACAGAAUGAAGCAGAGCAAAAGGCUCGUAAAGCGAAGCCUCGAUCGGGCAAACCGGCAAACGGCCGCAAGUCAGGAUCUAGCGGAGACGACAUGGCACCGGAGACAAGUCAGGUACCCAAUUCCAAUAAGAACAAUGGCAAGGGAAAAGGUGGGGCCAAAGCCAAGGACACUUCACCGCGAGACCCCAAGAAGAACAAGCCGCGCAAGGACAAGUCUUCCGAAACCACACCGGUCCCGCAGGUCAUUUCUGGUAGAGCCACCCUUCCAUCUGGUGACUCUGCGUUUGCCGGGUCCAGUUUCCACGAAAGCCCCGCAGCUUCUAGCUUACCCCAGCCAUCGUUCGCCAAAACGCCGGAGCGUGCUGCCAAGCCGGAAGUUGCCACUUUACCUCCUCCUCCUCCUCCUCCGUCGUCAGCCAAUGUUCAGAAUAUCCCGCCCUCAAAUAUGAUGCCAAUGCACAAUGGUUAUGGCCACAUGCACUAUAUGCCCAUGCAUAUGCCUAUGCAUUCGAUGCCCAUGGCCCCUAUGGGCUACCCAAUAGGUGCAGCACCGGGAAUGAUGGCAACUCACACUAUGAACCCGCACAUGCACAUGCCGAUGCAUAUGAUGCCGGUGUACCAUCACCCGGGUAUGGUUAAUGGACAGUAUUCUCAACCGUCGUUACAGCCCCAGCACCAGUCUUCGUUUGGCCCCAAUGGUGCAAAGGCCUCUCAGUAA
Wickerhamiella sorbophila is the source of this 750-nucleotide messenger RNA. RefSeq lists its product as hypothetical. Lineage: Eukaryota; Fungi; Ascomycota; Dipodascomycetes; Dipodascales; Trichomonascaceae. Bases 1 to 750 code for a protein of 249 amino acids. The transcript has a single exon. The record is from RefSeq and is a predicted model, not a curated record.